ACAACUUCGUAACUUUACGAAACACCGCUUACAAAACAGAAAAUAGUUCGCAAAACACUCGAAAACAAUUUGUAGCGAAAACUUUCAUAUUUCCUGGGUUUAAAGCAACAUUAAUCUGUCAUUUCCAUAUUGGAAGCCGAUUAAACGUGUACAUAUUGUUUCUUAUUAAGAAAAGUCAUCAUUUGCGAGUAGUUAUACAUUUGUUUUCAUUGAGUUACAAAAUGGCUGAAUAUGCUCGACGUGUCCAUGCUAAGGGACCUGCCAUUGGCUUGAACAUGUUUUGUUACGUUCUGCUAAUAUUUUGUACGGUGUUGAGUGUUAGUGGUGAAGAACCAGCUAUCUUGCGUGCACAGAAAGAUGCUCCAGAUGCUGCUCAUCAAGGUGAAAGGAUCAACCCAAAGUUUAAUUUACUACAAAAUAUGGUUCCUAGCAAUCAACCGUUAAAUUCACAACCUAAUCUUGGAAGGAGACAGGCACCACCAGACGUUGGAAUUAAAACAGAUGCACGGAACAAUGUCUUGUUGUCAUCACAUCCUGAUUGCAUGGAAGAUGUUGUCAUGCUAUGUAAUGCCACAGUAAUGAGGAUGAACAAUUUUGCAAUUCUGGACUGUUUACAACAGGAUGUAGCUGUUCAGACAAGAGUAUCAGAAAAAUGCCAGCAUUUAGUAUGGGAGUACAAGCAAAACCUGACCAAGGAUGACCGCUUUGAGUCUGGGGCAAAUGAAGUGUGUAAGAAGGUCUUUGAAGAGAACCCUGAGUGCCAUGCCCUGCCCGCAGGUGUUGGGCAGCGUAUCCCCUGCCUGAUUGAGGUCAUGGACAAUGUCACAGAUCCCGGCUGCCAUCGCUUCCUUACCAAGAUGGCAAACAUUGUCUUUGGAGAUUACCAGCUGGUCUGGCAUUUUAUGGAAAACUGUAAAGAUGAUAUCAACAGCUUCAAGUGUGGAAGAUUGGACAAUGACCCUGAUAAAAUGCAUUCUCAAGGGAAGACUAUACUUUGCUUAGCAAGGCAAAUUGGCAUGCUGAAGAACCCAGAGUGUCGAAAGCAAGUCCUACGAGUUGCUGAGUUGCAGUCAGACGAUUACCACAUGGAUCGCUCACUGUACUAUGCGUGUCGUGACGCAAGGGAGAUGUUCUGUGGUCAAGUGCAUUCUGGGAACGGAAAAGUGUUUGAAUGCCUGUUUAAAAACAAAAUGCAUCCUGAGAUGCCUUCAAAGUGUAAGGACCUACUCCAAGUGCGCCAGAAACUAAUUGCAGAAGAUGUCAAAGUGGAGAAAUCGUUCUACGACGCAUGUCAUGCUGAUAUCAUCAAGAACAAAUGUAUCGCUGGAAUGGACACAGCUGGGGGUCAUGCUCAGCGCUCCACUAUCCUCCUUUGCCUGGAGAACGGUUUGAAGCAAGGCGUCAAGCCAGCAGGAGAAUGUAUGACACAGAUGAGCUUGCUCAGGAAAUCUUUGAUGGAGGACUAUCAGAUAACACCAGAGAUUGUUUCCAACUGUGGCCUCGAGAUUGACAAGUUUUGUCGUAUGCAGGCAGGCUUGGAUGAACAGGGCGGCACCAUUCACUGUCUCAUGCAAAUGGCAAACCCCAGGGAGAGGGAUAGGAAGAAUCAGAAAGAUCAUCCUCAUGCUAUGGAUCCUAGAGAAGAUUUCAGACCUGAAUGCAAAGCAGCAUUGGAAGAUUUACUGAAGGAAGCAGAUGUUGCGGAGGAUGCUAGUGUUGAUGGUGUGUUGAUGACAGCAUGCAGCAAGAUGAUCAAUGGAGAAUGCAAAGGGAAAAUCCGUACAGAACUUAUGAACUGCCUGAUUGAGAACAUUGAUGCUGAUGACAUGACUGAGCCGUGUGAGGACAAACUCAUUGAAAUACAGUACUUCAUUGUCAGGGACUUCAGACUGGAUGCUGACCUGUACAAGCAGUGUCAUGAGGAUGCCGUUAAUUUGUGCAAGGCCCCUAAUGACUGGUGGGCAAAUAAGGGUAACAAAGCAACUGCAGAGACCGAUCCAGAUGUGUUCCCAUGUCUGUACCGUCAUCUGCCAAACAAGCUCCAGGAACACAAGCAGGCCAUGAUGGACCACGAUGACAAUGAUGAUGAUGAGGAAGAGUUUAAGCCUGACGAACUCCCAAACCCACUCAGCAGGCAAUGUGAACAGGAAGUGAGACGAGUGAUGCGACAUCGUGCCAAAAGUAUCGACCUCGAACCAAGUCUGGAGGCAAAGUGUCUAACUGAUCUUGCAGUGUUGUGCUCUGACCUUGAACAUUAUGGCAAGGGAAAGGAACUGAAAUGUCUUCAAGAUAGGUAUGAAGAUAUAAACGAUAAAAAAUGCAAAGCUGAAGUUCGUAAGUUCAUCCGUGAUGAGGACGAAGACCUCGAUCUGGACACGAUUCUCAUGAAGGCUUGCACUCCAAUGAUCAAACGCUUCUGUGAAGGCAUUUUAGACAACAACGCAGAUGCCUCCAAUGUUAUGAACUGCCUAAUUGAGAACAAGAAUCACAGAGAUAUGAACUCAAAAUGCAAGGCUGGAAUAGAACACCAUCAGAUUAUCCAAAUGAAGGACUACACAUUUUCUCACAAGUUCCGAGAAGCAUGCAAGAAAGAUGUUCUAGAGCACUGUAGAAAGAGCCAAACAAAGGCGGACGUGGUAUCCUGCCUUAGUGAGAUUGUUCGCAACAAUAUCCUAUUAGAACAGUCGCACAAUAUCAGUCAAGAUUGCAGGGAGGUACUGAAGAUUGACCUGCUGCAAAUGAGUGAAAAUAUCGAUUUAGAUCCAGCGCUGAAGCAAGCUUGUGGCGAGGACCUUAAACAGUUUUGCAAGGGAAAACAUAAUGAUGAUGGACAAGCCACUGAAUGUCUGAGAGAAAACAAGAAGUCUCUGUCAGCAGAGUGCCACAAGAUGGUGUUUAAACGUCAGCUGGAUGAAGUUAAUUUAGAUGCAGACUUCUCACUGUUCAGGACAUGCAAACAAAUGAUCAAGAAACACUGCUCACACAAAGACAACCAGGACAUGUUAAGCUGUCUGAAACAACAUUUAGAUGAAUUGGGACAUGAUGACCCCUGUAAGAAAAUGGUUCUGAAAAGAGCUAUGGAAAGCACAAAAGAUUAUCGAAUGAAUCCUAAGUUGGCUAAAGCGUGUAGAAGAGACAUUCCGAAGUUCUGCAAAGAAGACUUACAACACCAAAAGGAAGGGGAAGAAUUUGAGGGGCAGAUUAUAAAUUGUUUAAAAAAGCAGUUUACCAAAAAGGCAUUAUCCAAUGACUGUGCUGAUGAAAUCCGGCUUGUGAUCAAGGAAUCUCACAUGGACAUCAAUAUGGACCCUGUCUUAAUGAGGCAGUGCAGGAUCGAGAUUCGUAGCCUGUGCCAAGAUGCCCUGGGGGAGCAUGAUGUAGACAGGGAUCAGUUGCUGUUCCAACCCCAGAACACAGACACUAGAGUGAAGACUUGUCUGGAGGAGAAGUUUAAGGAAGGGAAGAUUGAACCGAAAUCAAGCUGUGGAGUGGAGAUCAGUAGAUGGCAGCUGGAAGUACAGAUAGAUGUUCAUAUCGAUCCUGAGCUGAACCAACUGUGCACGGUGGACCUUGUGAAGUGGUGUCGGGAGUACGAGACUGGUCAAGGACAAAAAAUGUCUUGCCUAUUGCAAACACUGGAGGACUACCCUAACAAAUUAAAGCCGGAGUGUAAGAAAGUUCUUGAGAGACGUAAAACACUCUGGGAGUUUGCAGCCAAGGUUGCACCAGUGGAGAGCCUAUCUGAAGUCCACGAAUUGAUCAUGCAGUCGCCUGCUAGGCAUUAUUUGCUGGGAGUUCUUGUUACCAUUCUUGGCGUCAUAUUUGUGGUAGGAAUCACUUGCGGUAGAGUGACUAAGCGUGUGACACGUGAACAGAAAACAAAAUAGUGCCAUGUUUCUGAAGAAUGGCAUUAGAUGAAUGUCCUUGUCAAACCUGAGGUCAAUUUUUAAGUGCUCGUGCUUUAAGCGUUAUAGCAAUAUUUUUAAAAUUGAGAACCAUUUAAUUCUUUGCACCAAAAAUAACUUUGUAUUCCUUCUUAAUUCUUUUCAAAAUGCUGUUGCAUUAAAACCAUGGAAUUAUAUUUUCGUAAAAACACACAAAAAUAUAUUUGUUAUUUUCUCUUAUUUAUCUUUAGCUUGAAAAUAUGUGAUUGCUAUCAUUUGAAAUGUACUCAAGAUUUAUCUUUGGAAUAAUCAUUUCAGAAGGUGAACAUCACAAAUUAAUGUUUAGGAUUGUAAGCAUUUCACAUUAAUUUGAGCAAUUUAAUAAGGCAUUGUAAGGAGUUAUUGUGCUACAAGUCCUUGUUAGUUACAUAUAAUCUUUGGUGUUUUGUGAAAGAUAUAAUUUGAAAGAUUGUCGUUUGUGCUAAGAAUCUCUUCUCAUAGUUGUAGUAAAUGGGCAGUACUCAUGUAUGCAUUUUGGCUGUGUAAAAAGGGUGUUCCAUGCAUGUGCGUAAAGUGUCGUCCCAGAUUAGCCUGUGCAGCCCGGUCAGGCUAAUCAGGGACAACACUUUCUGCAUAAAGUGGAUUUUUGCUAAGAAGAUACUUUCUUUAAACAGAAAAUAUCAUAAAAGCGGAAAGUUUUGUCCCUGAUUAGCCUGCUCAUAUUGCACAGGCUAAUCUGGGAUGACACUAUUUUUACGCACAUGCAUUAAACUCCUUUUUCACAGAGCACAGCCCAUUUGUAUUUAGGAUGGCAUUAAAUACCUCAUGCAUAUGAGCAGGCCCUGAGAAAACAGGGCUUAAUGCAUGGUUUAAAGUAUCACCUAGAUUAGCCUUUUUGUCCCCACAGAAAAAUCAGGAACAAGGCUUUCAGCUCCUAUGGAAUUUUUUGUUUAAAGUGUUGUCCCUGAUAUGCCUGUGCGGACUGCAAAGUCUAAUCUGGGAUGCACUAGUUUAAGCAUAUUAAUCAGAUUUUUGCAGAGACCUAGCAGCAAAAAUAUAUGACUUGCAAUGUUAAAACGAAAUAUGUAUAUUUUUGUAUUGGAGAGUUAAAUUAUGAAAUUAUGUAUUCUGCAUUAUGAGAUUUAUAGAUAAUGAUGCUAAUGAUUGCCUCAAUAUUAUUGUAUGAUUUUUGUGUUUAUUGUUAUUGCUUUGGUUUAUGUAUAUUUAUUGAGGGACAAUAAAUUUUAUACCAUAACUAUUUAGUGCUCUUUUCUUAUGGCAAAUUCUUGAACACUUAAUUAAGCAAACUAAAUCUUACAGUAUUUUACAAAAAAGUUCAAAUUAAUUUUGUACAAUUUCUGGAAUAUGAAUAUUAUAAAAAUCAGCCUUUGAACUUGUCCCCUUUGUAUGGGACUGCUAUACAUGUGGCUGUCUUUGUAUGGGACUGCUAUACAUGUGGCUGUCUUUGUAUGGGACUGCUAUACAUGUGGCUGUCUUUAGUACCUUUGUAUGGGACUGCUAUACAUGUGGCUGUCUUUAGUACCUUUGUAUGGGACUGCUAUACAUGUGGCUGUCUUUAGUAAACAUUAAGCAUACAGAAAACAUGGACUUGUUUGUUUUACAAACUUUUCUUAUAAAAUUAUGUACUUUAAACCAUAGUGAUUGGCCAAAUGGCAAGGUUACACCUCCCAGUAAACCUUUGUCUUCUGCACAAACAAUAACAUAUGGUACACUCUCUAUGUCAGAAUUAACUGAAGUUGAUAUAUUUGUGCUUUUAUAAGUAUAAGCAUAAUAUGUGUUAAUCAUUCAUUGUGAAAUAACAUUCCAUCCAUGACAGGUAUAACAUAUUAUAUGUCUCUUAAACAAGUUUCUGUUUGCGGAAUGUGUGUCAUUACAGUGGAGAUGCAUUUUUAAAUGUACCCACUAACACAUGGUGGGUGAACUGGAAUGCAUAUCAUUUUUUGAUAGUACGUUCAUUUUGUUUGUAUAUUUAAUUGAUUGGAGUAUUUGAAAACAAAAAUAAAAUGAGCAAAAUUGUACUUGUCUGAUCGAAUACUUAUGAUUAAAUCUUUCUGUACCCCAAAGAAUGUGUAUUGUACUCAUUUUCCUUUAUAUUUUAAUUAUAAACUUAAUGCUACCUAAUAAUAUGCUAAUGUCAAUAGCAAUCAUUGUUUUCAUUCAUGCCUUAAAAUUUCUAUCAUUUGUUGAUCAAAAUCUACUCUCUUUUUUUCUAAACAACACAAUAUUUUAGCCACGUCAUGCGGACAUUGAUUUUAUGCCGAAUACAGGCUGGUACUAGCCGAAUAUAGCCUAAUACCCAUUUUCACAUAACUUGGCUAAAAUAAUUUCUAAGUUCACUUUGCCAUGUAAGUAUUCAUAUAUAUUUAAUUCAUAUGUGUUAUUACUUAUGUUAAUUCCCAAGGACCUGGUUUUGCCAUAUUUUAUGAUUUGAAAGUCCAAAUACUUUGUAUUAACACAGUCCAGCAAAAUGUGGCUUGAUUUCAUUAUGAAUCAUUUCUGCAACCAUCAAAUUGCCUGUCCCAAUUAUGAUGUUUGUUAUCAAACAUGUGCUUUCAAAAACCAUUACAAG
This is a messenger RNA of Dreissena polymorpha, 6474 nucleotides long. Its product is annotated as Golgi apparatus protein 1-like. The record is from RefSeq and is a predicted model, not a curated record. Lineage: Eukaryota; Metazoa; Mollusca; Bivalvia; Myida; Dreissenidae. Gene Ontology annotation, cellular component: Golgi membrane. Gene Ontology annotation, molecular function: fibroblast growth factor binding. The coding region runs from base 222 to 3887 and encodes 1221 amino acids. The transcript has 25 exons.